This is a messenger RNA of Geodia barretti, 1844 nucleotides long. The record is from the annotation of a GenBank genome assembly. Lineage: Eukaryota; Metazoa; Porifera; Demospongiae; Tetractinellida; Geodiidae.
UCACAAGGCCGCGGGAAGGUGAAGACGUUACACGGUGAUGGGGACGGUGCAAAGCGACGUAGCUGGUGUGGAAGAAACAGAAACGGGCAGCGACUAUGUCCUCGUCUCGACGGAAGCCGAGAAGACUCUGUCAUUUGACCCAUCACAGAGCUACCUGGUGGCCUUCUGUAUCAACCGCCAGACGUCUCCUCGCUUCCGCCACCGACAGCUGAACGAUACCGUCGUCAACGACUCGUUCAAGGUCAUGUCUGCCCUGCACGAGAGCGGAGCGCUGCCUCGCGACAAUUCCAACCUGAUCCAAGCCAGCAUCGAGCCGCAGGACUGCACCUUUCAGGGCAUGAAGAAGGCCUUCCAGAGAGAGGCGCGAAAGGUGGGGGAGGGUGGCGCGUUCUUUUUCCACUUCUCCGGCCACGGGAUCCGAGUCAACAACGACCAGUUCGGCCUGGCGCCGGUGGAUUUCGACUACACCACGGACACCUACGUCACUGCCAGCGUAUUGAGUCAGUGGCUCUGUGAAGCACAGUGCAAGGCAAAGUUCGUACUCUUCACCAUCGACUGCUGCUACGCGGGGGGGAUAGCGGAGGCCCUCACGGGAGGCUCUGAUAUUCUCACCCCAUAUCCCGGGCUCUAUGUCAUGGCUUCCUGCACGGCCAACGAAGUAUCGGUCAUCAUUGGAACACUCGGCAAUUCCAUCUUCUGCUACUUCCUCGCCCACUCCAUAUCUACGACUCACUCAUCUCCGGGACAGUUUCCCAUCCAGCGAAUCUUUGACAAGUGCAAGAAGCUGUCCAUUGCGCUGUCUUCCCUCUUGCUCAGCUAUGAGAAGACAAGUGGACUCCACUGGAGGACCAUGCAACCAGAACUGACUCACUCAACACUAUCUGAGACCGUUCUGCAGUUCACAGGCGAAGGAAGCGAAGAUGAACAAGUAGAUGCCGGUAUUAUGAGGUUCAACUACGCCACAGAGCUCUAUGAUUUCGCUGGUGGUAGAGAAGGAGUGAGCAGGCUGGACCAGAAGUGUCUGACUUGGCUCGAGAUGACAUAUUCAGACUCAAACGGAGGACUGGUCCAACUGAAAGAGGAGGGGGUCUUGGGAAGAGAUCGUUGCCUCACUGAUACUGUCCUCUGUUGCAUGCUCCGCAGCGUAGCCAGUAUCCAACUUGCCUGCGAUCAAUCAACCGUUGCUACACCAAACCUCUACAUCACCUCCUACAUGCACGUGGUGGCAGCCAUAGACAUAGUUCAGUGUGGGGCUCAGUUUCAGGAGAGAGAGUUUGCUCUAGGUCUGGCGUACUACCUCGACUGUCUCCUACUGUCUGGUCUCAACAUGCAGCCUCUGAAACAGAUCUAUCACCGUCUCCUAGGCAACCUCCGUGCCAAGCUAGCCGCCGAGACUGAAAAGGAAAUGACAGAUUCCGGAGAUAUGUUGCAGCAGUCGGAGGUACAUCUUGGUCCAGCCUCUGUCUCUACCGCACUACUUACUUGGCCCACCAUUCAGAGAUGGACACCUCUGGAGCCACACCCACUAGAACAAUAGACCACACCUACUGGUACAAUAGACCACGUCCCCUCUCUCAUUCUGUCAAUGACUCACAUUUGAUGAUAGUGAUGAUAAUGCUCUCAGCUGUUAUUUAUUUAUUCCUGCUGUAUUUAUGAUGUAAUAAUGUUUUCAACUUGCUGUUGACAAUAGUCCUAAAGUUAGCAGACACGUGCACCUUACUGUGGCAGAAACAUUAUUCAUACUAUGGCGAGUCACAUGGCUACUCUUAUCACACCUUUAAAGGACAUACAGAGGUGACACGCGUGGCUCUGGGCUUUAUAAAGAGCUGCUGCCCUGUUAGCUA